Messenger RNA from Anoplopoma fimbria (sablefish), 648 nucleotides. RefSeq names its product pregnancy zone protein-like. Lineage: Eukaryota; Metazoa; Chordata; Actinopteri; Perciformes; Anoplopomatidae. Bases 80 to 457 code for a protein of 125 amino acids. The transcript is spliced from 6 exons. The record is from RefSeq and is a predicted model, not a curated record. Gene Ontology annotation, cellular component: extracellular region.
CUUCCCCUGUGUACUUCUUUCUCAGAUUUCUCUUCAUUAUAACAUCCCAGUUCCUGCUGACAUCCCAUCUCUCAGUGUCAUGGUCACCAGUGAGGCCGUAUGCACCAACAAAAGACCCGAACUCUCUUUAGGGUUCUCGACCCUAUAUAGUGGAACUGAGCCCACUACAAACAUGGUGAUCCUGGAUAUCAAAAUGCUCUCUGGGUUUGUCCUGGACCCAAAGUCUUUGAGUGAUCUCAAACGUGCCGAGCUGGUGGAUCGAGUUGAACAAAAAGAGGACCACGUUCUGGUCUACAUAACGGAGUUAACGAAGGACAUACCCAUCAAACACAGUGUUCAGCUCAUACAGGAGGUCCCAGUGCAGAACCUGAAGCCAGCCGUGGUCAAGAUAUAUGACUACUACCAGCCAAGUGACCAGGAUGACGCAGAAUACACCUUCCUUUGUGCUGAAGGGUGAAGUGUGGUCAGUCUUCCAGCGGUCACUUGAUUCCAGUAUAAUUUCAAAAGAUACGUUUUAUGUUCCUUAACAAAACAUAUUUUCCUGUCAGUGUUUGGCCACAAUCCCUUCCAGCUGUGUAACUACUGUAUUAAGUGAAAUUCAUAUUCAGUAUGAUUGACAAUAAAGUGAUGUGACUGUGCCACUUAAAA